This is a messenger RNA of Oldenlandia corymbosa var. corymbosa, 5026 nucleotides long. Lineage: Eukaryota; Viridiplantae; Streptophyta; Magnoliopsida; Gentianales; Rubiaceae. The record is from the annotation of a GenBank genome assembly.
GGACGGAAGAAACGAGUACUAAUUAUUAACCCAAGGAAUUAGUGAACUGAGUUUUGUCGAGUAAUAAUAUAUAAGAUGUGAAAUUGUAUGUCACAAAAGUUUGAAGAAAAACAGAUGGUUCCAAGAUCACUUCUGCCUCCUAAUAAACCAUCACGUUCUACAGCAACCUAACCUGCAGCAUCUAAUCUACUAUAACCUCCGUGUUUCUUAAUCUUACUAUAAUCCAUGGCCAUCCUCACCUUAUUUGCAUCAUCCCAUCUUCCAGCAUCUACAAACAUAUUCGACAAUGUAACGUAAGGGCUAGGAUCCUCCACAUCAAGAUCCCAAAGAGCUUCAGCAGCAACUUGUGCCAGCUCCACAUUGUUAUGUUCUUUACAUGCUCCCAACAAUGCGCCCCAGACGGCCUUGUCGGCCUUAACUGGCAUGCCUCGGAUUAUCUUCACAGCUUCUUCCAGAUCGCCAUAGCGGCCCACCAUAUCCACUAGGGAUGCAUAGUGCUCGACCCUCGGAUCAAUCCCAAAUUCAUCAACCAUGGCUUGGAAAUGCAUUUUGCCUUGAUCAACAAGGCCAGCAUGGGUGCACGCACUUAGAACAGAGAUGAAUGUGAUGUGAGUUGGUUUCACAUUCUGGCGCUUCAUGGAUUCGAAGAGCUCAAGGGCUUUCAUUUCAUGGCCAUGGUGUGCAUAUCCCGCUAUCAUGGCGUUCCAGGAGAUUACGUCUUUGAGGGAUUUCAUCUCAUCAAAGAUGGUUCUUGCUUCAGAUAUUGCACCACAUCUGGCAUACAUGGUGACGAGGGAAUUGUUUAACGGUAUGUCAGGCACAGCUACCUUUAUGACCUGCUGAUGAAUUUGCAUUCCCAGGCACAAUGCCACUGACUGAGCACAAACGCUCACCAUUGAAGAUAGCGUGUGCAGGUCAGCUUUCUCUCCUUUGGCUUGCAUUCUAAUGAAAAGCUUAAUGGCACCUUCAUGAUCACCAUUUUUCUCAAAUCCUGCUAUGAUUGAAUUCCACGUUACUUUGUUUUUCUCAGGAAUCCUUUCAAAUAGAUCCUGAGCUUGCUUCAACUUCCCGGAGUCAGCAUACCCAGAGAUCAUAGAAUUCCAAGACAAUAUAUCAGGCCGUGGCAUUAGAGCAAAAAGCUUUGAAGCUUCUUCCAUAUUUGACGCCUGAGUAUAACCAGUAAUCAUGGUAUUCCACGUGAUCAAAUCACGAUCCUUCAUCUGGUCAAAUAAUGCCCUGGCAGAACCAACAUCUCCCACUUUCACAUAACACAUUAUCAUCGAAUUCCACGAAACCAGAUUUCUCCGAAUCCCUGGACCAUGUCCCGCAGAGUCAUCAUCACAGGGGAUCCCGUCAAAAAGUUUCCGGGCCUCGGCCACUCGACCCUUCUGACCACACCCAGCAAUCAGAGUAUUAUAAGCACAAACCAACUCCUCCCCUGACAUGCCACCCUGUACCCCAUAGUCAAACAGCACAUUAGCAGCAGCAUCCAAAUCAUCAUUCUGAAUCAAUCCUGACACAACCCCACUAAUCGAAGCCGCAUCCCUUGCUGGCAUUCUCUCGAAAAACUCCAUUGCUCUAGUCACCUCCCCGUUCUGCAAGAACCCAGACACAAUCGCAUUCCAAGAAACUACAUUCUUCUCGGGCAUACUUUCAAACACUCCCAAUGCAUCCUCCAUUCUUCCCCCCUUAGCAUACCCGCUAAUCAUAGUGUUCCACGAGACAAAAUCCCUCUCAGGCAUUUGAUCAAACAGCUUCCUUCCUUCUUCCAGUCCCUUCCUCCCAUAACACGAGAUGCAACCAGAUAUCAUCACAUUCCAUGAAACAACAUCCCUUUGGGGCAUUCUGUCAAACAGCUUCCGAGCCUCCAACAUAUCUUGGCUUCGGACAUAGCCACUAAUCAUGGAGUUCCAAGUCACCGUGUUCCGAUGCUUCAGACCAUUAAAAAGAGCCCUAGCUUCAGCCAGGCGGCCAGUUCGGGUCAAACGGGCGAUCUUCUUGUUGGCUACCUGGAUCUGUUGAGCUAUGAGGCGGUGAUCGGGGGAAGAAGCAGAAUAUGAUUCCGACGAGAAGGAUCUGCCGGGAGGGUGUCGUGGAAACCACUGAUGGUGAGAGGCAGAGCAUGACUUGGGUAUCCGAAGAUGGAAGAAAAAGGGUUUAAUAUUAUCUACCAGAACAUGUCUUAUGCCACUGAUACGGUAACGGGCAAACAUUUACGGCAUAUCAGUAACAAGAAACGAGCUCAAAUAAUAAUAUCUUGAUAAGGUUUACCCCUUUUUGUUUUAUACACACAUUUUCUGUAUUCCAUUUGCCUUUUUAUUACUGCUGUAAUUCCUUUUGCCAUUAGUGGGAUUAUUAUCUGGGUGAAGAAUCUUCUUCCUUUGUUCUUUCACACGCAAAAGAAAAACAAUGGGUAGUUUGCAGUACUCGACAAAUGCCACCAGAAUAACACCGCCGUUUUGUGGACUGAGCAAACAAGGUCAGCGGUUGCUGACAUCCAUCGCCACCAGCACGGCGGCCAAGGAUCACCACCACCGUCUUCUCCGUAAAUUCGUCAAGUCAUCAUCCAAACACGUCGCUCUCAACACCCUUUCUCAUCUCCUCUCCCCACCAACCACGGCUUCUGCUGCCGUCGCCGGUGGUCCUCAUCUCUCAUCUCUAGUGCUCCCUUUGUACCUGAUGAUCACAGAAGAAGCUUCAUGGUUCAGUUGGAAUGCCAAGCUGGUGGCGGAUGUAAUAGCUGCAAUGUACAAACAACAUAAGUUCUCGGAUGCAGAGAGAUUGAUGGACGAAGCAAUUGCAAAAAUCGGGUCCCAGAACACCCGGGAUUUGUGCACUUUUUACUGCUAUCUGAUUGAUUCCACAGCUAAGCACCAACUGAAGCAGGAGGUUCUUUCUUGCAUAACCCUGUUGAGAGAGCUCAUCAUCGCCUCUUCUUCCUCAAUCCAUGUGCAAAAAAGAGCUUAUGAUUCGAUGGUUGCUGGCUUAUGCGAGAUUGGGAUGCCACGUGAAGCCGAAGACUUAAUGAGAGGAAUGAUGAUUGAUACAGGGUUGAAGAAGUUGAAGCCAUCUAGUUUUAUGUAUAGAUCACUGGUUUAUGCUUACGGGAGGCUCGGCUUGUUUGAAGAUGUGAAGAGAAAUGUUGACGAGAUGGGAGGCGAACUGGAUACAGUCUGUUCUAACAUGGUGCUUUCUGCACUUGGAGCUUACAAUGAUCUACCCGAAAUGGUGUCCAGGCUAAAGAGAAUGAAAGUUUCCAAGGUUCCAUUCUCUGUAAGGACUUACAAUUCUGUCCUGAAUUCAUGCCCGACGAUCAUGUCAAUGUUGGAAGUUCCCGAAAGGAUUCCACUUUCGAUUGGAGAGUUGAUGGAGAAAUUAGGCUCGGAUGAAGCUAAUGUAGUAAAGGAGUUAAUUGAUCCGUCAUCAUCACUGACGAUGAUGGAUGGUGUGAUUGAAUGGAAGGGCAAUGAGAUGAAGCUGGAUUUGCAUGGACUGCAUCUGAGUUCAUCAUUCGUGAUUUUCUUGCAAUGGAUUGAAGAGCUGCGCCAGAGGUGGGUUCGUGGCAGGGAAAUGGGGGAGCCAGAGGUGGUGGUUCCUGUUGAGAUCACGGUGGUCUGUGGGUUGGGGAAGAAUAGUGUCAUUAGGGGGGUAUCCCCUGUUAAAGGCUUGCUGAAGGAGAUGAUAAUUCGGAUGAAAUGUCCGCUGAAGAUUGAUAGGAAGAAUAUUGGCUGCUUCGUCACCAAAGGGAAAGUUUUCAGGGACUGGUUAUUUGCUACUCAUUAAAUUUUGUUUUGUGGGAACAAACGAACUGCUUUCCUAAUUCCUACUAAGUUCGUAACAGUUAACAAAAGAGACCAAGAAACUAUUAUCAAUUUUUACUAGCCUAAAGAACAGACCAAGAAACUUAAAGGAGCAUCAAUUUUUGCUAACCAUUUUUAAUUACAAAAUCUAUUUACAGUUACAUCGACAACCAUGCUGGGUUGUUUGGUUUCUAGAUUUACAGAUCUAAUAAUCACAAUCCCCGCAACUUCAGAGGGCCAACAUCAUGCCAACAUCAUAUGCACUUUUACAGUCCCAGAUCAAUCUGGACAGGGACAACCAUCAGUUUCGACUUUUGAACCCUAAUGAAACCAAGGAAUAGAACGAAUGUAACACUGAAAAGGCAUCAUCAGCCUGGUGAGCCUUGGAACAGCCAAGAUGCCAGUAUUUAACUUGACCCUUCCAUGUGGAACCAGAAAUACUUCAUCAUCAAGCUCAAUCCAGGUAAGAGAUGGUAAUUUAGUGAACUACUUCAUCACAACCAGCAUGUGUAAAAGGUUUUAUCUUCUUUUUCCAAGGGAAAAAAAAGUUUUCAUUUUGAAUUGGAUUAGAUAAAGGAACAGAACUUUGCAUCGAAGCAACAUUGUGGUGCUCAUCAUGUUUAUCUUAACAACCACAGCAUUUACCAAAGUCUGAUCACAAAAUCUUCCUUCUUGGCUCCUUCCUCAAUGUGCUAAUAUAUAUUGCUUUCAAAACCAAGGCAUCCACCAUAUAUACAUCUUCCCAAGGUUUUUGUGUGCAACCGCUUCUGCAACCAAUCGACGAGCUUGCCCUUCUACAGCCAGUGGCAAUGAUGGCGCAGCUCCAACACCAACAACCACUCCUUGUAAGCGCGCUUCAAUGUUACUGAUGGCUCGCUUCAGUUCACAAGACAGAAAAAAUCCAUUUAGUUGUAGCCCAAUAAGUGCUAUGAAGCUAGAGUCGACCAAUAUUUAAAUGACAUAAGUUCUUCAAUAAUCAUCAGUUAUCAAAAAUACCAAUCAAUGCAAUUGAGUAAAUGAACAUAUAUUUGCUUAAUGCCGAUGCAUACUAGCAACAGUAUAUAGCUCAUCUGAAGUCAAUUGUACCACAACAGCCCCUUAUCCAGUAAAGACCAAAAUAUCAAAUAGGGUUAAAGACCAAUUGCUCCCUAUGGUUGAAAAAAUUUUGAUUGGAAGUCUUAUUAAAUGGGGUGAGAUAGAAACCUGUGCAUGGGGGUUUUGAACUU